Carassius auratus (goldfish) is the source of this 2003-nucleotide messenger RNA. Its product is annotated as protein BTG3-like. The coding region runs from base 130 to 837 and encodes 235 amino acids. The transcript is spliced from 5 exons. NCBI's taxonomy places the organism in Eukaryota, Metazoa, Chordata, Actinopteri, Cypriniformes, Cyprinidae. Gene Ontology annotation, cellular component: cytoplasm; nucleus. The record is from RefSeq and is a predicted model, not a curated record.
CGUCACCACAUAUUCUCGCGGAGCAGAGCUGGGAGUGUGUUGUCGUGCGCGGCAGGCAGCAGGAGUUGUCCACAUGUGGAUGAAAGGAAAACCCGAAGUAGGACCUGGAUUUCAGCUGUGCAGCUAACAAUGAAGAAAGAAAUAGCAGCAGUGGUAUUUUUCCUGAAGCGGUUGAUAAAGAAGGCUGAGAAGUUGGAUGUGGAAAAGGUGGAACUUUUUGUGGAGCGGUUAACGGUAGCAUUACAGGAGAAGUACAAAGGUCAUUGGUAUCCAGACAACCCCAGCAAGGGCCAAGCAUUCAGGUGCAUCAGAGUGAACCGCUUUCAUAAAGAGGAUGCUGAAUUGCUCAGAGCUUGUGCUGAGAGUGGAGUGCAGUACAAGGACCUCAGUCUGCCUAAGGAGCUCACGCUGUGGGUGGAUCCUGGAGAGGUGUGCUGUAGGUAUGGCGAGAGGAGUCAUGGUUUUACUGUAGCCACCUUCUCAAGUGAUGAUGAUGAUGAUGAUGAUAAAGAGGAUGUGAUAAAGAAAGUGACGAGCGCUGUAGAGAAGGUCACGUCAGAUUACCACUCCGGAUCCUCCUCGGAUGAGGACACCAGCUGUAGAGAGGCCCAGUACACCCCACCUCUCCACAACUACACUCCAUACCAGCUUGUAUAUGCCAGUGCCCCAGUAUGGCAUCCUGUACCAAGGAAGAAGUUCGGCCCGGGGAAAGGGCAUUACCUCCAGCGGCCACACUACAUGAUCCGUCCCCCUUGCAGACCCAGUCAUUCCUUUAAACCGCACAGCUGGUUCCAGCACGGGUACCGCAGCAAGCACGGCUACUGGGGCAGCACUUAAAACCUAGUACACCGGCUUCAGUAACCACUGUUACUACAGCAUGAAAGUUUGUUGGUGUCAAUGUGAGGGUUGUUCCAUUGGGAAUUGUUUUUUGAAGUUACCACUAAGAUGACUGACCAAAUUUUUUUAAAUGUAUUUUUGUAGUUCUGCUGUCACUGUUUUUUGAAUUUGUGACUGGUCAAUUUUUUUUUAAAGAAUAAUAACAAUAACUGUCUGCACUUUAGAGUAUUUGUAAUAGAACAUGUAUAAGAUAAACUUCGUACAGAUUGGAUUAGUAAUAUUUCAAGUAUUUAAAUGUUUAUGGUAAUGAAAAUGUGCUGUAUUUAUGUUAUAUGGGAUCAUUUGAUAACACUUUACAUCAUGUUUUUGUCAUAGUUUCAGUGACCAAAUAUUUUAUUUAUUCACAGUAAAGUAUUUUGUAUUGCAUAGACCUCUUAAAUUAUGGAUAUUAAAAUUUUUCACGAAUAUAAAAUCUUGGAUUUUUUAAGGUUAUUUUUGUGUUUGUAGUUUUAUUAGAAAAACACUAGGUGGCAGUAGGACAUAAUAUUUCACUCCUUUUCUUUGUAACUGCGCACUUUAAAUUAGGGCACAGCGCAAUGCAAUACUUUGACUUGUUUACUCAAUGGUAUCGAACUGCAGUGCUCUUUUUAUAGUACAGUCUUGUUUAUCUCAUUCUCAAGCAGUUAUUUUAUGGUAUAUGGAAGUUUUACAUGGACACACAUGUAGUGCAGAUGUGUUUUUUUACGAGUCAGUUCAACAAGUUCACUGUGCUUGCCACACCUUCCUCUCAGCAGAGCAAACUGCUCACAAACUCUGACCAAGUCUAGAGGAAAUGACUACAAUUCAUGGCUAUCAGCCCCACCAUAAUAGACUCGAGAGGAAUUGCUUAACAAAUUCACUUCGCUUUUUCACACACCCUUGUCUGUUAUAUUACUAUAAUGUGCAUCCAAUAUGCGCCUUGUGCUUGGAAAACAGGUUGCUAUUAAUGCACUGUUCAACAGUAGUUGUGUUUCAUUAGUUUUUUUUUUCUAGUGCACAAACCCACGUUCUGGACUUAGAAUGAAUUAAAUAGUAUUUGUGUUGGUUACAGUUGCACAAAUCUAGGCAACUGCAUGGUUGAUUAAUAACAAUUAUGUGUGAUCAUACAAUUCUAUGUAAUAGACGGA